Aspergillus campestris IBT 28561 is the source of this 1269-nucleotide messenger RNA. Its product is annotated as cell wall mannoprotein 1 family protein. The record is from RefSeq and is a predicted model, not a curated record. Bases 1 to 1269 code for a protein of 422 amino acids. Gene Ontology annotation, cellular component: extracellular region. Lineage: Eukaryota; Fungi; Ascomycota; Eurotiomycetes; Eurotiales; Aspergillaceae. The transcript has a single exon.
AUGAGGUUUCAUCUGGCGUCGCUGUUGGUCGCCUUGAGCACCAUCACAAGCACCCUUGCGACGCCUACCAAGGCCACCCGGUCUCCAUCGUUGGUUGACCGUGACCUCGCCACCGUCAAAGGUGUAGUUGCACAAAUAAGCACGAAGGUUGAUUCUCUCGAUGCGGACAUCACUGCCUACAGCGGCGGUGACAUCUCUGCUAUCAACGCGGCUUCCGAUGCCCUGGUUUCAACUAUCAGCGCCGGAGCCACCACCAUUGCCGCUUCCAGUGACCUCACCGGAAGCGAGAGUCUGCGUCUUGUUUCCACCAUCCAGGAUUUGACCGCCAAGGUAGAUGCUACCGUGCAGAACCUCGUUGCCAAGAAGCCGCUGGUGGUCGCUGCUGGGUCUGGAGCGGCUGUCCUCACGCAGUUAAAGUCGCAGUUGGCUGCGGCGCAGAAUCUUGCAGAUACCAUCACCUCGAAGGUUCCGGAAGCCCUCUCUGACAUUGCACGAGAACUGUCUUCUGGUAUCAACAAGGCAAUCCAGAAGGGGAUUGAUGCGUAUAAAGAUACUGCGACCACAACCACCACAACCACCACUACUACCACUACUACCACUACCACUACCACUACCACUACCACAACUUCCACCACCGCUACUACUACUACCACUACUCCUUGCAAGACGUGCUCCUCGACAACCUCCACCAGCUCUACCAGAACCACUACUCCAUGCAAGACGUGCUCUUCAACCACGACCUCCACCAGCUCUACCACAACCACUACUCCUUGCAAGACAUGCUCCUCGACCACGACAUCUACCAGCUCUACCACAACCACUGCGCCUUGCAAGACGUGCUCCUCCACCACGACCUCCUCCAGCUCUACGAGUAUCACUAUCCCUUGCAAGACAUGCACGUCCACCACAACCCCAACUACCGCUACACCAUGCGAGACAUGCACGUCAACCACGACUACAACCUCCAGUACUCCUGAGGGGCCGACUGAUUCUUCAAACCCCCCUGUGCCACCAGUUCCCACCACUCUUCAUCCCGGCCCCCAGCCUACAGGAGGCUCACCCGGCUCACCCAACCCUCCCAUUGAAGGGUCAACGGACAAUAACGGCCCUGUCUCGGGUGGAUCAGGGACUGAGUCAGGCUCGGGGUCCAGCGACAGUACCUCGACCGCUCCGGAUACUCCCCUGUUUACUGGAGCGGCGACUAAGCAGCUAGUUGAUUCCUCUUUCGCCGGUGCAAUGGUUCUUGGUGCAAUUAUAGUUGCUUUCUAA